AGAAGUUAUUCAUAUUUACUGCACCUUCGGCAAUAUCCAUUCUCUAAGAUCCACUACAUCAUUGAUUAUUUUCAAUAAAUUAUUGCUUGUAUUAAUAUAAAAUGGUGAACUGCUGAAGGUUGACACUGUCACUGUAUAACUUUAUCUUUUCAGUUUGGACAGAUGGACAUGCUGUGAAAACAAACAAACUCUUGUGUGAUUGUUUUCAUAGCAUUUCCAUCAGUCCACCUUCAGCCCCUUAAUGUAAAAAGUUUGGAACUAUGAUCUUGGCCUCCAAAAUAAGAUAUCCACAGUAAAGCAGAGUUUACAUUUUGCCAUUCUAAUGAUCUGUUGACGAGUCAGUUAACAGUAUGUUACUUGUAUUUUUUCUGUCAAUUACGUCUAAAGACAGACCAGAUUCCCCUUAAGUUUUGAGUACACAUAACUAUUCACAACAAGCACAACAAACCAUGGUACUGUGUGACAAAUAUUUUAGUAUGGCAAGAUUUGUUUCGCAGGAAGUUUCUCUGCUUGCUUAAGAAAUACAAACAACACCGAAUUUAGUAAAGACUCACACAGAACAAAAUAAUGGAAAAGAAUCCGUCAAACAUGACAAUAAUGCUCUGACUACUGAGUAAUAAUAGAAAUUAAGUAUGGAAAUACUUGCUCAAACUGACAAAAUGUACUCUUUUACGGUGGAUAUCCCUUUAAGAAGAGAAAACAAAGACAAGUUGACUGAGAAAUAGUUCCAAGCAAAGUUUCAUAAUCUUUUAAAUGUCUUUUAUGUAGUAACAUUGUUACUGUACUGUAUUUUAAGUUUCUUGGACCAACAACAGGUAAGUCGAGAAAUAUUUUUUUCAUUUUCAAUAUAUGUUAAUGUUAAAUGAUGCUACAAGACCUUCACACAUAAGAUCUUUCCCAUACAUUUAUAUCAGCCAAACAUUUUUAUGGGAUUUAUGGGAAAACUCAAUCCUCUGAUUGGCCUUUUUUUAUUGUAGACAAAGAAUUGUGAGGGUCGUGCUUUGAAAUCACUCUGACCCAAAGAGAAAAAGAUGUGUGACAAAAUGUGAACAUUUCACUCAAAGGAUUCAACAAACAGAAAUGACCAAUCAGGAAAAGGGAUUUGGUCGAAGCCGCUCCCUGAGUCUGCCAAAGCGGCUGAAUUCGAUGCCUUCAACCGGACUCCUGUCACCUAUGAGCAACCCUGGAACCCAGGCAUCCUUUUUACCAGCACAGAGGCAAACAUCCAUUCAAGAGAACGUCUACAAGCCACUGUCACCAUGGGAGGCGGCAUCCAGAAGCCCCAUUGGUUCAGUGGAUGACGCGUUUGUGUUUCAGAGCCUCCCGUCAUCUGUUGCCUCUAAUGUCAAAGCUGCAGGGCAACGCAGAUCUCUGCCGGAGCCACCAGACGAAUGGAAGCGCAGGGUGUCUCUUGACCCUGCAGCUCUCAGUAAGAGUCGUUAUCAUGCAGCCCCUGCUUUCCAGGCACCAUCUCUGAGCAGGACAUUUUCACCUGAGAAACCAGCCUUCUGCGGGCCCCCCUUCAGACCUGCACAGCCCCUUAGGCCUGGCAGUAGAUCCAGUAUUGGAUACAUGGGACAAGGCCCCAGUCCAACAAAGUGCCCUCCCCUCUAUACUGCAGUCCAGAGGAGUUAAGAUGAAGUCAGACGUGCAUCAGAGAAAGAGGAACAUACAUAUAUAUUAUCAUAAAUAAACAAAUAAAUAAAUUAAGUAACAUAUAAAAAAACAAUUGGCUAAAUUUGGCCCAGAAAGAUGGAAUAUGUUUGAUCCACGGUGAUGAAAUAAUAGGUUGUUGUUGACAUGUGUUGGUUAAAACUUGACCAAUAGAUCUGAGUGUUGGGAUUAUUUUAGACCAUUUAUUAUGUUUGUUUUAUAUAUUUGAUGGGAGUGAUGGGUCUCAGCAGCUAUCCUCGUUUGAGUGAUCACUUGGUUUAAAGAGCACAACAACUUACUGUAGCUUCUGUGUUGUGUUGCUGAUGGGAUAUUACCCUGCUGAGCAUUGAUGGGAGAUUUUGCAGUUGUGCAGAAAUCAUUCAAUCAAAUUUAGGACAGAAGUGGAUGAUGUUUUAAAACAAACUGUCAUUAGGAUAAGAUUAAGAAUGUGUUAUGCAAGUUAAAGUGAACGUGUAGUAGUUGAAAGAAAUUUGGUUUGGUUGCUUUUUUAUUUUUUAAUUGGAGUGGUGUUUGCUCACUGAAGAUGUUGGUAAUUGUUGGUUAUAAAUAUUUGAUGAGAAAUAAGGCGCUUUAAGAAACCUUGUGUGGCUUUUUCAUUCAUUUAUCUUUAGUUUAAAACUCACUGGGCCUUUGUGAUCGUUUUUCAUGUUGAUGUGACGUGCAAACUAUUUCACAUCUGAAUAUUUAAUUCAGUGGUAAUUGUUACAUAUGUUACUCAUCUUCUUUUAAUGACUUAUCUGCAUUACUAUUGCAGUAGCAAAUAUACAAAAGAAAGAACAUUUUAAUUCAUCUGUAGCCCUUUCUAGCGACUGCCUAUUGCCAACAUACCAUUUUUAUAUGCUCUUAGGAAGCUAGAGAGACAGGAAACAGGAAAGCAGCAAAGUUGCAAUAAGUGUUGCAUCCUAAAAUUGAUACUUGUUCAAACUGAAAAACUACGUGUGAGAUUUCAAAAUGGAUAAAAGCUUUUUUGCUAUUAUUAUCAAUAUAUUUUAAGUUUAAGAGGAAUAAGUGUUGCAUGCAUACAUUCAUAAAGUAUCCCACCUUUAGUCAUACACUGUGUGGUUUUAUAGUGUAAACAGAACCACAGAUUCUGUCUUCGAGUGUCAGGGUUUUAAGAUUUUUAAAAUUUCUAAUGUAGAAUUUUUUAGAAUUUAAAGAUUUUGAAUUGGGGUUUUGCCCAGCUGUGUUUGAUGAUUUUCUUGAAUAAAAUGUUUCUUUUUUUUUUUGCAUCUUUUAAACACAAGCUGAAAAAUUAAAAGACACAAAAAUGCUUUA
Molecule: messenger RNA, 2949 nt
Organism: Seriola aureovittata
Lineage: Eukaryota; Metazoa; Chordata; Actinopteri; Carangiformes; Carangidae
Product: synaptopodin-2
Exons: 2
Coding region: 1081-1635 (184 amino acids)
Source: RefSeq, a predicted model, not a curated record